CAAAGCGGAAAUGUGAUCUUUCGUGGCGUGGAAGCUGCAGUAAAAGAAAAAAAACCCUUGCUGCUGCUGCUGCUCUUUGUACCAUAUUCCCGGGAACGCGAAUACAACGCUGGAAGAGAAGCAAGCUCCUUUUCCCUUUUGGGAAGGUUCCUGUCCUGUUCACGCUUCAUUCAGCUUUACUUCCGACUUAAACUGUAAACAUGAAGAAGUUAAAACUUAAAGAACUAGAGAGCAAUCUUCAACAAGUUGAUGAUUUUGAGAAUCCAAAGCUGCUGCUUGAGCAAUAUCCAACAAGACCACAUAUUGCAGCAUGUAUGCUUUAUACAAUUCACAAUACUUUUGGUGACAUUGAAAACAAGACUGUUGCAGAUCUUGGGUGCGGUUGUGGUGUGUUGAGCAUUGGAAGUGCCAUGUUGGGAGCAGGGUUAUGUAUAGGAUUUGACAUAGAUGCUGAUGCCUUGGAAGUAUUUAGCAAGAACGCUGAAGAAUUUGAGCUGACCAAUAUUGAUUUGGUCCAGUGCAAUGUGUGUUCUUUGUCUGACAGAAUGCCAAAAACCUUUGAUACAGUCAUUAUGAAUCCUCCCUUUGGAACGAAGCACAAUAAAGGCAUGGAUAUGGCUUUUCUCAAGACAGCAUUGCAGUUGGCAAGAACAGCCGUAUAUUCCUUGCACAAGACUUCGACCCGACAGCAUAUCCAGAAGAAAGCAGAUGAAUGGAACGUGAAGAUGGAAGUUUUAGCAGAACUGAGAUACGACCUACCAGCCUCGUUCAAGUUUCACAAGAAGAAAUCGGUGGACAUCGAAGUCGAUUUUAUUAGAUUCUCUUGCAGAUAACAGGGUGAACGGAGGAAUGAUUGAAAACAAAAUCAUUUUGUUUCUUUAAAAGAAAACCCUCAAUGCUUUUGGGAGUACUAUUCUGUAUCUCCACCUCC
Zootoca vivipara (common lizard) is the source of this 931-nucleotide messenger RNA. RefSeq names its product methyltransferase 5, N6-adenosine (gene METTL5). Lineage: Eukaryota; Metazoa; Chordata; Lepidosauria; Squamata; Lacertidae. Gene Ontology annotation, biological process: rRNA methylation. The record is from RefSeq and is a predicted model, not a curated record. Gene Ontology annotation, molecular function: rRNA (adenine-N6-)-methyltransferase activity; nucleic acid binding.